This is a messenger RNA of Zasmidium cellare ATCC 36951, 1071 nucleotides long. RefSeq lists its product as uncharacterized. Gene Ontology annotation, cellular component: cytosol; nucleus. NCBI's taxonomy places the organism in Eukaryota, Fungi, Ascomycota, Dothideomycetes, Mycosphaerellales, Mycosphaerellaceae. The coding region runs from base 1 to 1071 and encodes 356 amino acids. The transcript has a single exon. Gene Ontology annotation, molecular function: cysteine-type deubiquitinase activity. Gene Ontology annotation, biological process: endoplasmic reticulum unfolded protein response; protein deubiquitination. The record is from RefSeq and is a predicted model, not a curated record.
AUGACGGGGGCUAUCCGUCUGCGUGUUCGAGGACCUCAAGGAGUGGCAACAAUUAGCAUCGACAGCGCAGCAACAUGGAGCCAACUCUUCCAUGAAAUCAGCGAAAAGACUGGCGUUGCAGACUUCGACAUCAAGUACGGCUACCCGCCGCAGCCGUUCAAUACCGAGUCCAUCAAUGGCCAGACAAAGCUCUCAUAUAUACCCCACAAGCUGAACGGAGAGCAGUUCACGAUCGCUCCGCGAGAUGUUCAGAAGAAACUUGCCAGUCCCAUGGAGGGAACCCAGCGAGCACCAGAGACUGUGAAGGCGUUGCCACCCCGGGACCUGACCUCCCCACCUCAGCACAAGCAAGGUGACUUUCCAGACCAGCCACUGGGACUCACGAGGAAGAAGCGGCCAGACAUCGAGAGCGAUCCGCCAGAAGUGCCAGUCCCGCUGCUGGACGGGGUGAUGGUGUUACGUGUCAUGCCAGAUGACAACUCGUGCAUGUUUCGAGCACUCUCCUCUGCUGUCCUGGGCUCAGCAUUAGAUGGCAUGACCGAGCUUCGAUCAGUCGUCGCCCAAACCAUCCAAGCGCAGCCCGACCUCUACACCGAAGGCAUGCUUGAGAAGAAGCCUGUCGACUACUGCAAGUGGAUUCAGCGCGAGGACAGUUGGGGGGGCGGCAUCGAGCUCUCGAUUCUAAGCCAGCAUUUCGACAUCGAGAUCUGCAGCAUCAACGUCCAGGACUUGAGAAUCGACACAUUCAAUGAGGGACGGCCGACGAGGUGUAUCCUUGUCUAUUCAGGAAUUCACUACGACGUCUGCGCGGUGACACCCUUCUCCGGCGCUGAACCAGAGUUUGAUCGCAAGGUCUUCGACGUCGUUCGAACGGAUGGCGAGGAAAUCGAUGGAGGUGCUUUAGAGGCUGCUCGAGAACUGUGCAAGGGCUUGCAGAGCAAGCACUACUUCACCGACACGCAUGGCUUCUCGUUGAAGUGCAACCAAUGCGGGCAGAAUGGCAACGGCCAGCAAUGGGCAGUCGAGCACGCUCGGAAAACAGGACACGGAGAUUUUGGCGAGGGCGAUUGA